Molecule: messenger RNA, 1008 nt
Organism: Capronia epimyces CBS 606.96
Lineage: Eukaryota; Fungi; Ascomycota; Eurotiomycetes; Chaetothyriales; Herpotrichiellaceae
Exons: 3
Coding region: 1-1008 (335 amino acids)
Source: RefSeq, a predicted model, not a curated record
AUGGCUCCUUUCCUCGAUCAGCCCCUUGAGGCUGGCGUCUCAUCAUCCACUGGUCCGGUCUCGAAGACCGAAUCCAAAUUCGUCCCUGACGACCAGCCCAAAUCCUCCAAAUCGCCAGUCCCACCUGUCUACGAGUUCGACGCGAGGACGUGUACCGCGACGGACCUGGUCGAGGCCUUGAAAGUGUCGGGAGGUGUCGUUGUCCGCAACAUGUUGAAGCCCGAAGAGGUGGCGCAGAUCGACGCCGACGUCCGCCCUUGGCUGGACCAAGACGUUCCCUGGAAUGGAGACUUCUUCCCGCCCGAGACACGCAGGGCGUUCGGCCUCGUGGGGAAAUCCAAGACGUUUGCGACCAGGUUGGUCGGGCACGAACUGUGGCUGGAAGUGGUGGACGCUCUCUUGACGAGUGAGGUCAGCAGCUGGGUCGGCGACAAGAACGAGGCCAGCGUUUCCAAACCUCAACUCAACAACACCAUCGUCUUCAGCAUCGGCCCGGGUGCCCGAGACCAGUCUCUCCACCGGGACGACCUGAUCCAUCAUUGCCAACAUCGGUCUGUGGCCCACCACGAGAUGGGCCGAGACUCGGGCAUCGGACUCUUCGUCGCGGGCAAGAAGACGACCAAGGCGAACGGCGCGACCCGGUUCAUCCCCGGCUCCCACCUGUGGGACUACGGCGACGGGCCCGCGCGCGAGGACCAGACCAGCUACGCCGAACUGGACCCCGGCGAUGCCUUCAUCCUGCUGUCCGGCUGCUACCACGGUGGCAGCGCGAACCGGACCCGCGACGAGGAGAGGCUCGUCUUUUCCUGCUUCUUCACCCGCAGCUACCUGAGGCAGGAGGAGAAUCAGUACCUGGCCAAUGACUGGGACCGCAUCCGCGAGCUGCCGGACUGGCUGCAGGAGCGCGUCGGCUGGGGCCUGUCCCGACCCUUCUUGGGCUGGGUCAACUUGAGCAAUCCCAUGGUCCUGCUGCACCCCGAGGAGCAGAAGUACAAAGAUUUGUUUUGA